AUGGGCCGGACAGCAUCUACCCGAGGCGUUACGUUCCAGGAAGACGGUCUGCCGCCGCCAUACAUCACGCGGCGGGUCAACUCGGCCCGUCGCUCCUCGAUUUACUCGCGCACAUCCGAAACAGGUAACUACGAAGAGGGCGUCGACGAAGGUGUGGGAUCAAAAGCACGGAAGCUGUCGGUGAAGGUUGCUGAUGCGGAUUUACAAGUUGGCGAAACUCCCCUGCAUGAACACUUUGGUCUGUUCUCGCGCAAGGGCAAGCAGGAAAUCGGCGAAGGUGGUGCGGCUGUCGUUCGGUUGAUGAAGAGCAAGGCUGAUGGUGACAAUGAACGCGUCGUCGCCGUCAAGGAAUUCCGCCCUCGGGAUUGCGCCGAAGAAGACGAGUACGACUACGAACGGAAGAUCAAGUCAGAGUAUGCCAUCGCAAAGGCAUGCGUUCAUCCCAACAUCGUCAAGUCGCUCUGGCUGUGCACCGAUCAUGGCAAAUGGUUUCACGUGAUGGAAUAUUGUCAACUGGGCGACCUCAACGACCUUAUCGCCAAAGACUUUUUCUCCCUCACCGACCGAUUAUGUAUGUUCAAGCAGCUCAUCCGCGGCGUGGACUAUCUUCAUUCCCGAGGGAUCGCUCAUCGCGACCUCAAGUCCGAAAACCUUCUCGUGACAAAAGACGGCUGUCUGAAGAUUGCCGACUUUGGCACUGGGGAGGUCUUCUCGGGUCCUCAUCCUGGCAUGCGCAACUGCCGCCGACAGUCGAUCGCCGAUCCCGACGCUCCUAUCCAAACUUGCCAACCCGGUUGGGUCGGCAGUCACCCAUACAUGGCGCCGGAGAUCUACCAACGGACCGGUCCCUACGAUCCCCGUGCUGCCGAUCUCUGGUCAGUCGGCAUCGUGCUCGUCACGCUUCUCUUCAAUGUCACCCUCUGGCAAGGCGCCGGUCCCGAACACAACAACUACAACAUCUAUGUGGGCACAUGGGAUAAAUGGCGGCAAGUCUUCCCCGACGCCGAGAUCUGCGAGGGUCGCCCACUUCCAGAAUUCUCAAAUACGAAGCACUUCAAGGCUUUCAAGGACCCCGCCACAAAGCGCAUAUUAUUUGGCAUGCUCCACCCCGACCCAUCAAUGCGAUGGACCGCGCAACAGGUGUUGGACUCCAAGGCAGUCACUGAUUACGAGUGCUGCCAGCAGGAUGGAUACAGCGACAACAUCAAAACUCGACAGAAGAAAGCCCUGCACGACCACCGACCGCCGGACCAGCGCGUCAAGAAGGGCGUCUUUGGCCUGCAUCCCGCCAGCCCCUGUUGA
Messenger RNA from Dissoconium aciculare CBS 342.82, 1302 nucleotides. RefSeq names its product kinase-like protein. The transcript has a single exon. The coding region runs from base 1 to 1302 and encodes 433 amino acids. Gene Ontology annotation, molecular function: protein serine/threonine kinase activity; ATP binding. The record is from RefSeq and is a predicted model, not a curated record. NCBI's taxonomy places the organism in Eukaryota, Fungi, Ascomycota, Dothideomycetes, Mycosphaerellales, Dissoconiaceae. Gene Ontology annotation, biological process: intracellular signal transduction; protein phosphorylation; intracellular monoatomic cation homeostasis.